GGCUGUAGCACUGGCUACCCUCAGAUGUUAAACAGGUGACCUCAUAGCAGUCUGGGAGUAAAGGAGGAGAAAUAGAGAUUGGAAGCUCUAGGAAAGAAAGUGAAGAACAGAAAGGUCGCGGAGCGACAUUGGAUGGCAAUAGGAGGGGAGCUUCCCCCUUUAGCGAGCUACCCGAUUCAGGAAGGGCUGGGAGACCUAGCAAGGAGGACAGAGAUAGACGCUCGGAGGCUCUUGAGGGGUGCUGAUCAGGAGACACUGGUUAGGCUUGGGACCGCGAUCUGCCGCAGGAGUAGAGAUCCUGUCACGGGUGUACUGCAGAUCCGGAGAGGCGCGGCCUUGUUGACCGAUCCCGAAGGAGAGGUUUACCUACACACAGGGAUUCUUGGGGUAGAAGGAGAGCACGAGAUCCGCGACCGGAGGGCUGCGAGUUCUGUCACAGGUCCGGGCUGCAGCAACUGUCAUAGGUCCGGGCUGCAACACCCGGCGAGAGUGCCUAACUGCGUCUUCAGGUGGCCUAUGGAACCAGACGCGAUGGGGCUACAACCAACCACGGGUGAAAUGAGGGAGGAGUACAAGACAUCGCCCGACCGAGCUCUGAGGGAUCUGAAGGAACGAAUUAGGCGGGAAGCACCGCUGAGAUGGGAUGACCAAACCAAUGACGGAGAGCCCGACGUAAUGGGCGAGCCGGUCGUGACAGAGCCGCAGGAGGCUCUGAAGACAGGAACCUCGAGCGGCCGACGAGAAGCGACAAGACGACGCUCCCCCGAGUAUGAGCGGAGGGAAACCAUGGCGGAUAGGCACAGGGACGACUGGCGAGAGAGUUCGAGGGACUCCUAUUGGAGGGACAGAGAUAGAGAUAGAGCACCGCCGCGUCGUGUCUUCGACCCCCAAACGGGGGAAUCACACCCGCUCCCUUACGAGAGCAAGGAUCGCUAUAUUAUUACGCACAAUGCCUCAGAGCCUCCUACUUUCAGGGGUUACGACAUCACAGAAUAUCUGGAGAAGUGGGAGCUUCACGCGAGCCGGAGUAGACAAAAGAGUAUACUUAGAGAUCUUCCGCGCGACAAGCUUGACUUCCCAGAAGUCCUAAAGCUUGCAAUAAAGGCAGAGGCAGACGACUACAAGGACUUGGUGUGGAGAGGGAUAAGGAGAUGCGACUUCUCUCUCUACAAGGAGUAUGCCACUGAUAGAUGUCCUGAUUUCAAGGACUAUCCCUGGUCGGAGAAAAAUGAAGCCGUCGCCGAGGAAGUGAAGGAGAUAAGGGACAUGGUAAAGGGAUUGACAAGACAGGUUACAGAGACAAGACAGGUUACAGAGAUUGUGACCACCACAAGAGCCACGACAUACCGGGACAAUCCCGGAGGACCCUAUUCACUUCGCUGGGACCGGAGGAACACUGAUUCCUGGAGGAGUGUCGAGGAUAGAAAUCCUCGAACGCUGACUGAUUAUCGUGCGAGGGAAAGGGAGAGAGACGAUGAGCCACGGCGACAUAGGGAUGAUGAGAUAGACCGGGACCGCAGGACUCGCAAGACGUAUGGGCGUGCUAGGAGACUGGAUGACUACUCGCGUAGCCCUCGCUAUGAGCCUGACGGGGGUAGAGGCGACUCUCGAGGCCGUACGUCAGAUGAUCUGGGAGACGUAUCGAUGUUCCGUUCGAUGAAGGAGAAUGUCGAAGCAAGGAGAGUAAAGCCGAGUAGAGAAAAGGAGUCGGUUAGGAGCCAGAGCAUCAAGAUAACUUUCGAAGGAGAUAUGGCGACCACACCCAUAAGGGUGGCAGCUACCAAGUCCGCGAGAGGGUCUACAUCGAAGAAGACCGACACGGAUUACGUGAUGGCGGAGGAGGACGGACAGCAGAUCGAUGGAGAGGAGGUUAUUCUUUCGCCGCGAAAGCGGGGAGUGAAGAAGUUCUUGAUGAAGAGUUCGAUGGAUGAGAUUGACACGGUCGAGCCACUGAGACGGGCCCUUCGGCAGCCCAUGCAGUGCUCUAUUCUAGAGUACCUGGCGGCAUCGAAGCCGGCUCGCGAUGAGUUACAGAUGAUCACGCGGAAGACUCAUAUACCUCUAUCAGAGGAGGCUCAGGGGGCCCCUAAGGUGGAAGCUCCUACAGUAGCAGUAACGAGGGUGACUGCCAGAGCAGAUCGCAUGAUGACAGUUCUUCUUGAUGUGAUGGAAGGUGUGCCUCCAGACAAGUCUUACAUACUUGGUAGUGGGGCCGUGGAGGCGAUCAUAAACGACGGGGCAGUACUAGAUGCUGUGAUCGAUAACGGUAGUGAGGCUGUCAUUAUAGACGAGGAUCUGGCAGUACAGGUUGGACUGAGCCUCGAUAGGUCAUACCUAUUCGAGAUAGAGACGGCUGAUGGGAGAAAGCAACAGAUCACCGGAGUUUAUCACAAGGCAGCUAUAGAAGUCCAAGGAGUGCGAGUGACCCUGCCUGUCUUUGCAGUCAAGAACUGCAGCUCCGAUCUGCUCUUGGGACGAACAUGGUUGAGCCACAUGCACACGGUGACGAUAGAGCGACCGGAUGGGAGCCAGACAUUGUCCAUUAAGAAGCUAGAUGGGACGCGGGUUAUGAUUGAGACAGUGGAGCCUCGGAACCCGAGGAACAGAGCAGCUCUUGCUGUGGGUGCAAGACCCAGUGAUCAGAUUAAGUCAUUGCCUAUCUCCGGUCGCGUGGUGCGAUUUCGCAGGAAGAAGUAUGGACCACUGCUCACAGAGGAAGAAGGUCGGAUCGUGGAGGUGGAAGAUUUAGGGAGUCGGCUGAUAGUGGACGACAACGCGUACCCAAAUGAGACAGAUGAGGAAUUUGGCGGUGUGGUAUCUGUGUCUUUUUUAAGGGCACGGCCCCCUAUGGGGGGCUACCCAAGCAACACAAGCGAUUAGCUCAAAAAGUUAAGCCAGCGGCGGUGGGCUGCGAGCGAUUUGCGCUGGAAGGGAUAUCGGAAAAAGAGAUCGCAAAGGAAAUC
Chara braunii is the source of this 2963-nucleotide messenger RNA. The record is from the annotation of a GenBank genome assembly. NCBI's taxonomy places the organism in Eukaryota, Viridiplantae, Streptophyta, Charophyceae, Charales, Characeae.